UUAAAAAUUAUAAAAAAAAAUUAUUAUUGCGGAAAAUAUAAAAAUGUUGUUUUCUUUAGUGGCCAAAUUAGUUAGUGUCUCCGCUUAUUUUUAUUUUUGCCCAUGCUUCCGAAAAUGACGUGAGUUACUUGAACUCCAAUGCUAACAGUUACUAUAAGCAAAAUGAUAUUUCUCUCCACCUAAAACAAGAACGGGCCAUCUCUUAAUUAAUUAAUAUAAUCAAAUUAUCACACAAUAAAUAUGUUAAAAUUGCACAAAACUAAAAUUUGUUGAUAUUUUGCAAUUCAAUUUGUGAAGCGCAACGUUUAGCACUCUGCCACCAACAUGACGAUGUGGCAGAGUGGUGGCAUGGGAGGCCAUGGUUCCCAAAAUAAUCCAUGGAUGAAAUUAAUGGGCAUCGUGCAUAAGGAACGCCGUCAUACCGACAAUGUGCAAAGCCAAAGUGGUUCAAAUGAACGGAACUUAAAUCAGUCUUUACCCAAAUUGAGCAGUCAAGACGAAGAAGGGGGGGCAGGUCAUGGUUAUGGUGGCGGCCCACAACACUUUGAACCCAUUCCUCACGAUCAUGAUUUUUGCGAAAGAGUCGUUAUAAAUGUAAGCGGGUUAAGGUUUGAAACACAAUUAAGAACGUUAAAUCAGUUUCCGGACACGUUACUAGGAGAUCCAGCUCGGAGAUUACGGUACUUUGACCCGCUUAGAAAUGAAUAUUUUUUUGACCGUAGUCGACCGAGCUUCGAUGCGAUUUUAUACUAUUAUCAAAGUGGUGGUCGACUACGGAGACCGGUCAAUGUCCCUUUAGACGUAUUUAGUGAAGAAAUAAAAUUUUAUGAAUUAGGUGAUCAAGCAAUUAAUAAAUUCAGAGAGGAUGAAGGCUUUAUUAAAGAAGAAGAAAGACCCUUACCGGAAAAUGAAAAUCAAAGAAAAGUCUGGUUACUGUUUGAGUAUCCAGAAAGUUCGCAAGCCGCCAGAGUCGUAGCCAUAAUUAGUGUAUUUGUUAUUCUGCUAUCAAUUGUUAUAUUUUGUCUAGAAACAUUACCCGAAUUUAAGCAUUACAAGGUGUUCAAUACAACAACAAAUGGCACAAAAAUCGAGGAAGAUGAGGUGCCUGAUAUUACAGAUCCUUUCUUCCUUAUAGAAACGUUAUGUAUUAUUUGGUUUACAUUUGAACUCACUGUCAGGUUCCUCGCAUGUCCGAAUAAGUUAAAUUUCUGCAGGGAUGUCAUGAAUGUUAUCGACAUAAUCGCCAUCAUUCCGUACUUUAUAACAUUGGCGACUGUUGUUGCCGAAGAGGAGGAUACGUUAAAUCUUCCAAAAGCGCCAGUUAGUCCACAGGACAAGUCAUCGAAUCAGGCUAUGUCCUUGGCAAUAUUACGAGUGAUACGAUUAGUUCGAGUAUUUCGAAUAUUUAAGUUAUCUAGGCAUUCGAAGGGUUUACAAAUUUUAGGACGAACUCUGAAAGCCUCAAUGCGGGAAUUAGGUUUACUUAUAUUUUUCUUAUUUAUAGGCGUUGUACUCUUCUCAUCAGCGGUUUAUUUUGCGGAAGCUGGAAGCGAAAAUUCCUUCUUCAAGUCCAUACCCGAUGCAUUUUGGUGGGCUGUCGUUACCAUGACAACCGUUGGAUAUGGUGACAUGACACCUGUCGGCGUCUGGGGUAAAAUCGUGGGAUCACUGUGUGCCAUUGCUGGUGUCCUGACAAUCGCUCUCCCGGUACCAGUUAUCGUCAGUAAUUUCAAUUACUUCUAUCACCGCGAAACGGAUCAAGAGGAGAUGCAGAGCCAAAACUUUAAUCAUGUUACUAGUUGUCCAUAUUUACCUGGUACAUUAGUAGGUCAACAUUUAAAGAAAUCAUCGUUAUCUGAAUCCUCAUCGGAUAUGAUGGAUUUAGAUGAUGGUGUUGAGUCGACGCCAGGAUUGACUGAUACCCAUCCUGGUCGUUCGGUUGCUCCAUUUUUAGGAGCACAACAGCAGCAAAUGCAGCAGCAGCAAACAAUUGAUAAGCAACAGCAACAGCAGCAGCAGCAACAAAUACAGUUGCAGCAACAGCAACAAAAUGGCUAUAAGCAAUCUCCAAUGAGUGUUCCCGGCGGUAAUAGCCUAACAUUAAGGCAUAAUAAUGCUUUAGCCGUUAGUAUCGAAACCGACGUUUGACUACUGGUAAAAAAGACGAUACGUGCUCUAAUUUGGCCUUGUGAAAUGUUACGUUGGAUGCCAGAAACGACUACAAAUGCUGUUUGAAUUUAAGUUUAAGUAGAACAAAUAAAAACAAAUUAACAAUUUAAAGAU
Molecule: messenger RNA, 2283 nt
Organism: Teleopsis dalmanni
Lineage: Eukaryota; Metazoa; Arthropoda; Insecta; Diptera; Diopsidae
Product: potassium voltage-gated channel protein Shaker-like
Exons: 12
Coding region: 325-2148 (607 amino acids)
Biological process (GO): potassium ion transmembrane transport; protein homooligomerization
Cellular component (GO): membrane; voltage-gated potassium channel complex
Molecular function (GO): delayed rectifier potassium channel activity; protein binding
Source: RefSeq, a predicted model, not a curated record